UUGCUUUCACACCUUCAACUCCCACACAAAAAAGAAGAGUUCAAAAAUACAACAUUAACAACGAAAAAAACCACUUUAACAACAUAUAAGAAACCUGUUCCUUUUUCUGUGUCCUCAUUUCCCUUCCCUUGUACAAAAGCUGUAUCCUUUGCCACAAAACCGACCCACAUUCCCCAUUCCCAUGCAAAAACUCCAUCUUGGUCAUCCCCACUCUCCGUCAAUGGAAACCACACCCUCUUCCACACCUUUCCAAGACCUUACAGAAGCUUCUCCGAAGCCUUCAAAGAAGACAACAUUCACCUCCUUCAUGACAGCCCCCUCUUUCAAAGAGGACACCUACUUCGUCUCCCACCUCAAACCCUCCGAGAAAAAGGCCCUUCAAGACCUCAGGGACAAACUCCUCGCCUCCUCGGACUCCUCGAACCCCGUCUCGAUGUGGGGCGUGCCCCUGCUCGACGGCGGCGACAGAGGCGACGUGCUGCUGCUGAAGUUCCUCCGAGCCAGGGACUUCAGGGUCCACGACGCCCUUAACAUGCUCCUCAAGUGCCUCGCGUGGAGGACGGAGUUCGGAGCUGACAACAUUGUGGAGGAGGAGCUGGGAUUCAAGGAGCUGGAAGGAGUGGUGGCAUACACUCACGGGUACGAUAGAGAGGGGCACCCUGUGUGCUACAAUGCCUAUGGGGUGUUCAAGGAUAAGGAGAUGUAUGAGAAAGUGUUCGGGGAUGAGGAGAAGCUGAAGAGGUUCUUAAGGUGGAGGGUUCAGGUUCUGGAGAGAGGGGUGAAGAUGCUUCACUUCAAACCCGGUGGGGUCAACUCGCUCAUUCAGGUCACUGACCUUAAGGACAUGCCCAAGAGAGAACUCAGGGUCGCUUCUAACCAAAUACUCUCUCUCUUCCAAGAUAACUACCCUGAAAUGGUUGCUCGCAAGAUUUUCAUCAAUGUGCCAUGGUACUUCAGCAUGUUGUAUUCAGUGUUCAGUCCGUUUCUGACCCAAAGAACCAAGAGCAAGUUUUUGAUCUCUAAGGAGGGAAAUGCUGCAGAGACACUCUACAAAUUUAUAAGGCCCGAGAAUAUUCCUGUUCGAUAUGGUGGAUUGAGUCGACCCAGCGAUUUGGAAAAUGGUCCCCCAAAACCUGCUUCUGAGUUCACAGUUAAAGGGGGAGAGAAAGUGAACAUACAAAUAGAAGGAAUCGAGAGUGGUGCAAGUAUAACAUGGGAUAUUGUGGUUGGAGGCUGGGACCUGGAAUACAGUGCUGAAUUUGUCCCAAUUGCAGAAGGUAGCUACACCUUAGCAGUUGACAAGGCAAGGAAGAUUAUGGGCACAGAAGAAGCAAUCCACAACACUUUCACAUCAAAAGAAGCUGGGAAAAUGGUACUCUCUGUUGAUAACUCUGCCUCAAGGAAGAAAAAAGUUGCUGCGUAUCGCUAUUUUGUGCGCAAAUGCAACAACACACCAUCUUCAGAGCUUCAAUUAAGCCCCAAAUAAGUGUACCAACUACACAAUGUAAUCUUUUACUGAUGCAGUUAAUUAAUUCUCUGAGUUUUGAACUCUUUUGGGGUAUGAUUCUGUACUUGGUUGAGCCAAGUUAAAGGUGGUAACUUAGUAUUGUAUUAGUAUAAUGUAAAAAAUGGAAGAAACGUGGUAGAGCAUGAUGAUUUGGUACAUAA
Molecule: messenger RNA, 1668 nt
Organism: Vigna unguiculata (cowpea)
Lineage: Eukaryota; Viridiplantae; Streptophyta; Magnoliopsida; Fabales; Fabaceae
Product: patellin-6-like
Molecular function (GO): lipid binding
Source: RefSeq, a predicted model, not a curated record